Molecule: messenger RNA, 1011 nt
Organism: Tetrahymena thermophila SB210
Lineage: Eukaryota; Ciliophora; Oligohymenophorea; Hymenostomatida; Tetrahymenidae
Product: diacylglycerol acyltransferase
Exons: 1
Biological process (GO): triglyceride biosynthetic process
Cellular component (GO): endoplasmic reticulum membrane
Molecular function (GO): diacylglycerol O-acyltransferase activity
Source: RefSeq, a predicted model, not a curated record
AUGACUAACAAUACCUCAGAAACAACAAUUACUUCAAGCUAAGUUGAAGCUUAAAGUGUUUGCUCAUCACCAGAAUAAGUUAAACCAAAUCAAGCAAAAUUGAUUACAGUAACACCUAAGGAUAGAGAAAUCCGUCCAUGGAGAUCAAUUUUCGGAGGAGCUUUUAUGAUGACAUAUCUUACUACUCCUUUUAUUAUGUGUUAUAUUUAUUUCAAAGCAGUUUAAGGUGAUGUUUUAUGCAUUACUCUCUCCAUUAUUUAAAUAAUUGCUCAAAUUUAUGCUAAACGCUGGGAUGCUUGGUGCAGAUUACUUAAUUAUUUAGAUAUGGAUCUUUACUUUGAUGAAUUUGGAUUGCAUUUCGAAGAAGAACUUGCAAAAGAAAAAGUUCUACUAGGAAUCCAUCCCCAUAACGUUGUUACUCUUGGAAUGACUUUAAAUUAAUUUAAAGGUAGAUUUGGUAAAUAAAACAUUUGUGCUAGCAGAGUACUUUUAUACAUGCCACUUUUAGGAAUGCUUCAUAAAUUUAGCGGAAUAGUACCAGUCGAUGCUUAAAAUCUUAAAAAGUUAAUGUCAGCAAAUAGAAAUUUAAGUAUAGUACCUGGAGGAUUUGAAGAAGCUACUAUCUCAUCAAGUACAAAAGACAAAGUAUUCAUUAAAAAUCGUAAGGGUUUUAUUAAAUUUGCUCUCCGUUAUGGAUAUAACGUGCAUCCUGUUUUCAUCUUUGGUGAAAAUAAAAUGUUUGAGUAUUUUGAAAAAUUUGAAGAAUUCAGAUUGCUUAUGAACAAAGUUAAGCUUGUUGGUCUUAUUUUCUGGUCUAGAUUAGGUCUACUUCCAGAGCCUCGUCUUAAAGUUAACACUGUUGUAGGUAAAGCUAUUAAGCUUCCAUAGAUCGCAGAGCCUACUGCAUAAGACGUUGAUAAAUAUCACACUAUUUACAUUGAAGAGCUUCAAAGAAUCUUCAAUGAAAACAAGAUUAAAUUUGGUGACAACCAUGACUUAAUAAUAUACUGA